Molecule: messenger RNA, 869 nt
Organism: Paramacrobiotus metropolitanus
Lineage: Eukaryota; Metazoa; Tardigrada; Eutardigrada; Parachela; Macrobiotidae
Exons: 6
Coding region: 282-659 (125 amino acids)
Source: RefSeq, a predicted model, not a curated record
ACUACACCGGACAAGCCGCAGCUGACGUCGAGCAUCUUCUGGCCACACCGUCUGAGUACAGGGUCAGGUUUUGCCGACAAAGAUUACCCCACCACACCAGGUGGCAGACCAAUUGGGCCGGAGUCGGACAGUACAAAAGAUGGAUUGAAGCCGAAGUAUCAUACACCUCUCGAAUUUCGGCCGCAACUGAAUCUCCUACAUCAGCCGCCAACUCGUUUGCCGACCUUUCCGUCGAUUCGGGUACGUCCACCGCCCCACCGCCACGACAUACGAGCGAACAGAUGGAAAUCAGUGGCACCACGGAAAGCACGAAUAUUCAGAUCGCGGAGAAUUCAGGGCUUCCACUCAGCGUGCUCUUUCCCAACAGGAACGAAAACGGAAGGGCUGUCUCUCCGCCAUCUUACCGUAAUGUUGCGUCGCAACAGACGAGCGCGUCAACCAGUCCUGCUCCGACACUGAUGAAUAAAAAAAUUCCGCCCACGGUAACGUCAACGAAUCCAGUCAGCGGGAUGAACUCCAGCGUCGACGUAUUCACAACUCUUCGCUCGUUCUUCAUGUCCCUUGCACCGCGUCUGCCGGCCACCGCUGAUGCCGCCGGCACACCGGUCGGGAUCAUGCGUUUUCUGGGCGUCAGCUUCGAAGUUCUGGUCCCUGUUUAAUCUUAGAAGAAACCAGUUAUUGCUCUAUGCCCUUAUUCUGAUAUAAUUCAAGGUUUUAACAGCGCUAAUAUAAUCCGCGAUGGCCUGUAAAUACAACCUUUUUUUCUGUGUAAAUCCACAACGUCAAGGUUAGCGCCAAGUAUGAUUAUAUGCAAUUGGCUUUGCUACCAAUCAAUUUUCUCUUCAAUAAAAGCUCGCUCAGUGUCAAAA